This is a messenger RNA of Jaculus jaculus (lesser Egyptian jerboa), 1915 nucleotides long. It is a transcript of the gene Ctsa, whose product is annotated as cathepsin A. Gene Ontology annotation, biological process: proteolysis. The record is from RefSeq and is a predicted model, not a curated record. The transcript is spliced from 15 exons. NCBI's taxonomy places the organism in Eukaryota, Metazoa, Chordata, Mammalia, Rodentia, Dipodidae. Bases 100 to 1584 code for a protein of 494 amino acids. Gene Ontology annotation, molecular function: serine-type carboxypeptidase activity.
ACAGCCCUCAAGACCUGUGUGGACUCUGACCUGUCAUCAGGGACCCAAAAGUGGGGAGAGCGUCACGUGACGCCGAAGCUCACGUGACUUGGAGUACACAUGACUUCCAGUCCGCAGGCGCCUCCUGGAGAGAAAGGACUCGAGGAAGCUGAGAUGGUCCGAGCCGCGCGCUCCCCGCUGCUCCCGCUGCUCCUGCUCGUGUCCUGGGCAUCCCCAGGCGCGGCCGCCCCGGACCAGGACGAGAUCCAGUGCCUCCCCGGGCUGGCCAAGCAGCCGUCUUUCCGCCAGUACUCGGGCUACCUCAAAGCCUCGGACUCCAAGCACUUCCACUACUGGUUUGUGGAGUCGCAGAAAGACCCUAAGAACAGCCCGGUGGUACUUUGGCUCAACGGGGGUCCUGGGUGCAGCUCCCUAGACGGGUUCCUCACGGAGCACGGCCCCUUCCUGAUACAGCCAGAUGGUGUCACCCUGGAGUACAACCCCUAUGCUUGGAACCUGAUUGCCAACAUGUUGUACAUCGAGUCGCCAGCUGGGGUGGGCUUCUCCUACUCCAAUGACAAGGAAUACGCCACCAACGACACGGAGGUUGCACAGAACAAUUUUGAAGCGCUUCAAGACUUCUUCCGCCUCUUUCCUGAGUACAAGGACAACAAACUGUUCCUGACGGGUGAGAGCUACGCUGGCAUCUACAUCCCCACCUUGGCUGUACUGGUCAUGCAGGACCCCAGCAUGAACCUUCAGGGGCUGGCUGUGGGCAAUGGACUCUCCUCCUAUGAGCAGAAUGACAACUCACUGGUCUACUUUGCCUACUACCAUGGCCUUCUGGGGAACAGGCUCUGGUCUUUGCUCCAGACCCACUGUUGCUCUCACGACAAGUGUAACUUCUACGACAACAAAGAUCCAGACUGCGUGAACAACCUCCUGGAAGUGUCUCGCAUCGUGGGCAAAUCUGGCCUCAACAUAUAUAAUCUCUACGCGCCGUGUGCUGGUGGAGUGCCCAGCAAUUUUAGGGAUACGGACACUCUUGUGGUCCAGGAUUUUGGCAACAUCUUCACUCGCCUGCCACUCAAGCGGGAAUGGUAUCAGACAUUGCUGUUACGUUCUGGGGGCAAAGUACACAUGGAUCCUCCCUGCACCAACACCACCGCCGCCUCCACCUACCUCAACAACCCGUAUGUGCGGAAGGCCCUCCACAUUCCCGAGCAGCUGCCCCGCUGGGAUAUGUGCAACUUCCUGGUGAACUUACAAUACCGCCGUCUCUACCAAAGCAUGAACUCCCAGUACUUGAAGCUGCUCAACUCCCAGAGAUACCGGAUCCUGUUAUAUAACGGCGAUGUGGACAUGGCCUGCAAUUUCUUAGGGGAUGAGUGGUUUGUGGAUUCUCUUAACCAGAAGAUGGAGGUGCAGCGCAGGCCCUGGCUCGUUGACUACGGGGAGAGUGGGGAGCAGGUCGCUGGCUUCGUCAAGGAGUCCUCACAUAUUGCCUUUCUCACAAUCAAGGGCGCUGGACAUAUGGUCCCCACUGACAAGCCCCUCGCCGCCUUCACCAUGUUCUCACGUUUCCUGAAUAAGGAGCCAUACUGAGAGCCAAGGGGACCUGUGGAUAUCCCUGGUGACCUGAUCCAGAGCCUUCUGGCCGCUCUCCAGGAGGGGGUCCCCCUUGUGGGGCAGGUCUCUGCUCUGCAACUGCCCCCACUCCCCUCACUGCUUGUGCAUCCCACCAGGCUCCAGGGCCUCACACAAACAGCCCCGGGGGGCAAGUGAACACUUGAAUCCUGGGGUGGCUUGGCCCUUCUUGACACCUUGACCCCAUCCCAGGACUCCAACAGAGCUCUCAGGAAAGCCCAAGGAGAGGUGUGGACGGAUUGUAAUUGAUGGGUUGACUGAUUGUGGCAUUAAAUUGGGUACAGCUUCA